This is a messenger RNA of Cynocephalus volans (Philippine flying lemur), 1022 nucleotides long. RefSeq names its product RNA exonuclease 2 (gene REXO2). The transcript is spliced from 7 exons. Bases 47 to 760 code for a protein of 237 amino acids. The record is from RefSeq and is a predicted model, not a curated record. Gene Ontology annotation, molecular function: 3'-5'-RNA exonuclease activity; nucleic acid binding. Gene Ontology annotation, cellular component: mitochondrion. NCBI's taxonomy places the organism in Eukaryota, Metazoa, Chordata, Mammalia, Dermoptera, Cynocephalidae.
CCUGCGCCGGCUGCGAGGCUGGGCCCGUGGCAGCUCGUACCGGGUGAUGCUAGGCGGCUCCCUGGGCUUCAGGCUGUUGCGAGGUGUGGUUGGGAGUCGUGGGCAGUUUGGAGCGCGGGGUAUCCGCGAGGGUGGCGCGGCUAUGGCGGCAGGGGAGAGCAUGGCUCAGCGGAUGGUCUGGGUGGACCUGGAGAUGACAGGAUUGGACAUUGAGAAGGACCAGAUUAUUGAGAUGGCCUGUCUGAUAACUGACUCUGAUCUUAACAUUUUGGCUGAAGGUCCUAACCUGAUUAUAAAACAGCCAGAUGAGUUGUUGGACAACAUGUCAGAUUGGUGUAAGGAGCAUCAUGGGAAGUCUGGUCUUACCAAAGCAGUGAAGGAGAGUACAAUUACAUUGCAGCAGGCAGAGUAUGAAUUUCUGUCCUUUGUACGACAGCAGACUCCUCCGGGGCUCUGUCCACUUGCAGGAAAUUCAGUUCAUGCAGAUAAGAAGUUUCUUGACAAAUACAUGCCCCAGUUCAUGAAACAUCUUCAUUAUAGAAUAAUUGAUGUGAGCACUGUUAAAGAAUUGUGCAGACGCUGGUAUCCAGAAGAAUAUGAAUUUGCACCAAAGAAGGCUGCUUCUCACAGGGCACUUGAUGACAUUAGUGAAAGCAUCAAAGAACUUCAGUUUUACCGAAAUAAUAUCUUCAAGAAAAAAACAGAUGAAAAGAAGAGGAAAAUUAUAGAAAAUGGGGAAAAUGAGAAGACUGUGAGUUGAUGCCAGUUCUCAUGCUGCCACUACAUAGUUCUCUGGAAGCAACUUCUGGUGGUUUUUUUUUUUCACGCUGACUACUUGGCAGAGCACCUUCCCUCAGUUAACUUGUAUUCCCAGAUUAUUCAAGCAGAUAUCCCCUAAAAUACUAUUUUUCUCCUAAUGUGCUCUUUCCAUUGUGACACAGCAGCUCCUUUGUAAGUACCAGGUCAUGUCUAUCUCUUGGUACAUAUCUGCAUUUGCUUUUAGACCAUUUCUUUUGUUUUUA